UAAAUUUCCCACGGCGGAGAUAAACAAUCUCCGACACUCUUUUCUUCAAUGCCGAUAGCUAAACCGAUCAACCAAAACACUACUGUUUCAUAUCCACCGCAACAUUACAGUAAACCACCUCUAGUCAUAAUCCUAACCGUGAUCCUCCUCGUCGUUUUCUUCAUCGGUUUCUUUGCUCUCUAUUUCUGCAAAUGCUUCUACCACACUCUCACCGAAGCUUGGAAUCACCAUUACCGCAAUGGAUUGCCCGAAAAUCAAGUCCAAGCACAACAAGAUCCCGCUCAACCACCGGUUAACCCUGGUCUAGAGCCACACAUCAUCCAAUCCUUCCCUUUGUUUCCAUUCUCAUCCGUCAAAGAUCUAAGGGAAGACAAAUACGGUCUCGAAUGCGCGAUUUGUCUUCUUGAAUUCGAAGAAGAACACAUCUUCCUACGACUCUUGACAACUUGUUACCAUGUCUUUCAUCAAGAAUGCAUCGAUCAAUGGCUUGAGUCUAACAAAACAUGCCCUGUAUGUCGUCGGAAUUUAGAUCCAAACGCGCCCGAAAACAUCAAAGAGUUGAUCAUCGAAGUCAUACAAGAAAACGCACAUGAAAAUCGCGAUCAAGAUCAAACGUCAACAUCAAACGAGGUUAUGUUGUCGAGACAAAGUAGUAGUAACAACGAGAGAAAGAUUGAGACGUUACCGGAUAAGUUCUCGAGAUCAAAAACAACGGGACAUUCAAUUGUGAGGAAUAAACCGGAGGAAGAAGAUCGGUAUACUUUGAGGUUACCGGAUCAUGUUAAGAUUAAGGUUACGAGAAGACAUAACAAUAAUCAAACAGAGAGUUGUAUUUCAUUUGGUGAGCUUAUGAGAAACAGAGGAGGCCGGUUUGGUGAAGUUUCUGGUCAAUCUCUUGUACCGGAAUCAUCAGGAAGUUAAAAGAGAAUUUACAAACUAUUUUCAAUUUAAUUAGUUCAUUUUGUUGUUUUUGUAUUUCUUAUUUAGAUAGGAUUUUAGAUAUAUUCAAAUGAAAAGUUGAAUAGUUC
Arabidopsis arenosa is the source of this 1028-nucleotide messenger RNA. The record is from the annotation of a GenBank genome assembly. Lineage: Eukaryota; Viridiplantae; Streptophyta; Magnoliopsida; Brassicales; Brassicaceae.